This is a messenger RNA of Soboliphyme baturini, 300 nucleotides long. The record is from the annotation of a GenBank genome assembly. NCBI's taxonomy places the organism in Eukaryota, Metazoa, Nematoda, Enoplea, Dioctophymatida, Soboliphymatidae.
AUGGUAACUAUGACAAAAACGAAAUACCUAUACACUGACAACAUCUGGUUCAAGAAGACCAACAUAAGUUGGACAUGGAUCGCGGCCAUUCCGAAGACGAGGAACGAGAUCGAAUUUGUCCUGUUCCAUAAAUGUCGCAUCAUCUGGGAUACUGCAGUAGUGACAUCAUGUGACACCGGCAGUGAUCACAAAUGGGUGCAGGAGAGACUAACCUUCAAGGAGAAGAUCGAAAGGAAGGCACUGCAAAUAACGAUCAAAGACAUUCGACGAGGUGGUGUACCAAGCGCGCAUUUCCACUAA